AUGGCAAAUGUUUGGCUGCAACACCGAUCCUCGAUCGCCGGCGUCUGGGAGUUGACCUCCUUUGACAUCUGGGACCGCAAUGGUUCCGGGAGAAAGCUCUUGUCGCAGCCCAAUGGCGUCGAGCCCCUAGGUCGAUCCGUCAUCACUCCCGGGGGGUUCUCCUCUGCGCACAAUGUGAAUCCGCAGACGCUCCGACAGUAUAGUCAAGUGUCUCUCUCCGAGGCCACGGACGCACAGCUGGCCGAAAUUUUGCGAGCUGUAUCCCAUUACUGCGGACAAGUCCAGCUGUUCGAAGAGUCGGAUGGCACGCUUCGUCUCGAGAUCACUGUGGAGGCUGCGAGUGACCCGCAACGCCUCGGGUCGAUCCAAAAGCGCAAUCUCGUGUACUCUAACGCAGAUGGACAGACGACUAUGCUGUUGAAGCCCGUCGGAGACUUCUAUUUGAAGGCAUGCUUGUUUGACCCAACCUUGCCCGAAUAUUGCUGA
Messenger RNA from Penicillium cataractarum, 486 nucleotides. RefSeq lists its product as uncharacterized. The transcript has a single exon. Bases 1 to 486 code for a protein of 161 amino acids. The record is from RefSeq and is a predicted model, not a curated record. Lineage: Eukaryota; Fungi; Ascomycota; Eurotiomycetes; Eurotiales; Aspergillaceae.